Molecule: messenger RNA, 1275 nt
Organism: Metschnikowia bicuspidata var. bicuspidata NRRL YB-4993
Lineage: Eukaryota; Fungi; Ascomycota; Pichiomycetes; Serinales; Metschnikowiaceae
Product: tRNA dihydrouridine synthase
Exons: 1
Coding region: 1-1275 (424 amino acids)
Biological process (GO): tRNA processing
Molecular function (GO): flavin adenine dinucleotide binding; tRNA dihydrouridine synthase activity
Source: RefSeq, a predicted model, not a curated record
AUGACCGUGCCCAAGCUCACAGGACGUGAUCUCUUCAAUGCCAUCGGGCAACCGAAAACCAUUGUGGCGCCUAUGGUAGACCAGCUGGAGCUCGCAUGGCGCAUAUUGCUGAGACGGUAUGGUGCGCAGCUUUGUUAUACUCCAAUGUUCCAUGCUAAACUUUUCGCCACGGACGAAAAUUACCGUCGCAAAAUGUGGUCGCCGUGGGAUGGCGGCGAUAAAGAUCGCCCGUUGAUUGUGCAGUUCUGUGCAAACGAUCCCGAAUAUUUGCUCCAGGCCGCCCAGCACAUCGAAACACAGUGCGAUGCCGUAGACUUGAACUUGGGAUGCCCCCAGGGAAUUGCCCGCAAGGGCAACUACGGUGCGUUUUUGAUGGACGACUGGGACCUUGUGUACAAGUUGAUUCGCAAGCUUCACGAGAACUUGAAGUGCCCCGUGACGGCGAAGAUCAGAGUCUACGACGACUGGGAGAAGACGCUUGAGUAUGCCAGAAUGGUGCUUAGUGCUGGGGCACAAUUUAUCACCGUCCAUGGCAGGACACGUGAGAUGAAGGGCCAGGCCACGGGCUUGGCCAACUGGAAAGUCUUGCGCUACUUGCGCGAAAACUUGCCGAAGGACCAGGUCUUUUUUGCCAACGGAAAUAUUCUCUACCCGUCGGACUUGGCCCGGUGCAUGUCUGAGGUACAGUGCGAUGCCGUGAUGUCUGCAGAAGGCAAUUUGUACAAUCCAGGUGUGUUUUGGACGGAAAACGCAGACAACGACAAAGUGUUUGCGCGUGUGGACAAGAUGCUUCGCGAGUAUUUCGAGAUUGUGAAGUCGUGUCCUGGGGAGGCCUCCCGUGUGGCAAUGAAGGCCCAUUUUUUCAAGCUAUUGCAUGCUUUCUUGCGUGUGCAUACCGAGCUACGCCCGGUGAUUGGCAAGACCAGCGUGCAUGCCGAUUUCGAGGUAUGGGAGUCGAUUGUUGAGAAGGUCGAAAAGAUCGUGGAGGAAAUAUACGCAAAGCCGGACAUCCAGGAACUCGACGUCAUCACGGAAAGCGAGCUCCAGCCAUGGGGCGGCAAGUACAAGAAUGUGCCUUACUGGAGAUGCCAGCCAUACUUCCGUGUUGUGAAUGGCGAGAAGCAGAACGCCCGGACACUCAAAGUGGCUGCCAGCGACGAGGUGUCGGAAAACACUGGUGGCAAGCCUCAACAGGAGGAUGAGAAAAAGCGGGCCGCAGACGACGAGGCGGGCGCAGAGGCAAAGAGAGCCAAGGAGACGGAACAAGGGGUCUAA